AAAUAAAUAACCAAAAAACAAUUACAUAAUGACAUUGAACUAUACGUGGAUCUCAGUACAAAAUUUUGUGUUAGUGUCCAUUGGUUUUAAAAUUAUCAAAAUAUUAUAUUAUUUAUUUAUGAUUUUUUUUGUGCAAAAUAUGAAUUUAUUAAAUUGUUAUUUUGCAUUAAUCGUUAUUUCAAUUCAGUCACUAUCAUCAAAUUUUGUGGUAUCCAAAUUAAUCUCAUAUGAAAAAAUUGAAACUCUUAAAAAAGUACUUGUGAAUGUGGAUUUAUGGAAGCAAUUCAAGAACGUAGCUGUUAAAGAUAAAAAAUGCUAUAACAAGAAAAAGUUCAAAGUUAAUAACAUCUUUGAUGAUAUAGACAACGGAAAUAUUACUGAUCAGAAUAAUAUAAAAAAGCCUGGUGAAGUAAGUUCGUUAAAAUCUUUGCAUGUUAAUUCAAGCAAUUAUGAAGAAAAGGUAAACUUAAUUUUUAAAUUCGUAAGAUGUAAGUGUUGUGGACAUAUUAAGUGGUUUAAUCGACUUUUGCUAUACAUGACAAGUGAAUAUGAUAGGAUCUGCAAUGAAGAAAUAAAUACACAAGAAAAAACAAUGACCUUAAAAAUAAAGAGUUUGCUUCUUACAAGAAUCCAGGAAUAUAAAGAAUUAGUACAAGUACUUUAUGAUUAUGCAUGUUUUUUUAAAAGUUUAUUUCUUGAAGGUAAAGAUAAAGUAAGUGAUACUGACUCUUUUUUUUCGAAACUAUUGCCCAUAAUGAAUAUGCCAUUACCUGAAGGUGAUUAUUUUGCAAAUGAUUUUAAUGAAAUAUUAAAAAAAUCAUUUACAGCUAUUGUUAAUCAUUCAAGGAAUUUGUGUGCUUAUUCAAACGAAAUUCCUCACAAGAAUUCAUAUAACAAAAAUUACAAUCGAAAGUUGGCUAAUAAAAAAUAUAAGGAAAGCUUUGCAGAAUAUAUGAGUUGUCAAUUACAUUUAGUUGCAAUAGAAAUUUAUGAUUCGAUUUCACAGUUGCCAUUAAAUGAAAAAUUAGAAUAAUACAUAAGAUUGAAUUAUCAAUUAUUAAUAUUUAUAAAACAUGUAUAAAAAUUAAAAAUGCCAAAUUAAUCUUUUAUAAUAGUAGUUAUUUUAAGAGUAAUCGAGAGAUCUAUAUUAAUAAAUUACC
Molecule: messenger RNA, 1160 nt
Organism: Daktulosphaira vitifoliae (grape phylloxera)
Lineage: Eukaryota; Metazoa; Arthropoda; Insecta; Hemiptera; Phylloxeridae
Exons: 2
Coding region: 29-1033 (334 amino acids)
Source: RefSeq, a predicted model, not a curated record